UCCUGUGCUCCCUGAGGCCCCGCCCCCCUGGUGCGCCUCCUCCACAUUCAGCUUCAGCCAGCUCACAACAACCUGUUCCCAGCUGCGCUCUGUCCGGACGACAGCGUCUCUCCUCGUAAUCUUCCACCAUGAGUGUCUUGGCCAGUGAGAAUGCUUUUCUGUCCGCCCUGCAGCCCAACACACAGGUCACCACCUACGGGCUCCCGUCUGAGGUCCAACUCGGGAACGGGGGCUCCGUGUCGGACGAGGUGUCGAGGACGCGGCGGGUCCAGCAGCAGGUCCAGAUGAGACUGGCCGAGAAGUCCACACUUCCGCGUCUGAAUGGAUCAGCCGCGCAUUACGCCAUGUCGGACUACGAUGGCUCUUUAACAACGAAAUAUCAAACCUACAACCCAAGCUUCAGCUCAAAGUCCUCCUACAUGUACUCCGGUUCCAGAACGAUGGGUCCUCGUGUAUCCCAGAGGUCGGGCUUCAGCUGCCAGUCUGCCGGCCCAGAUCUGGCCCAGAUCCACAAGAUCAGUGUCGGAGGUGGAGGAGCUGGAGGUGGUGGAUUUAGAGCUGGAGCUGGUGGUGGCGGUAGUUUUUACAGAGAGGACAUGCGUGUGGGCAGCUACCAAAGCAGACCCCAUCCCCGAAUGGACUCAGAGACCCUCUCUAUGCACACAAUGCGGCAGCAGCCCUUGCAUAUGAAUAGCUGGAUAGUCGAUAACAGCGACGCUGGCAGCUUAGUCUCGGAACGGGAUGCCACUUUCAACCGCCAGUUCAACCAGGGUACGCUCAACGGGUACACCACCCAGAUGAGGCAAGAAGUAAGCCCCAUGGUCAUGCAGCGAUCCCUCAGUGGCACUCUUAACCGUGGCGGAGGGAUGACAGGAGGGGAGACGGAGAUAGUCCAUCAACAUACUUUAAAAGGCCCGGCCCAGCGCACCAUCAGCAGGAUUACAAACCGAAACCGCAUGAGCAUGGGCUCCAUGUCUGGGAGCACCUACAGUAGAGGAGGGGACAUGGUGGAUAGAGGGGGGUUUAUUGCUUCCGGAAUGUCUUCGGCUUCCCAGGGGAACUUGGUGAUGCAGCGUCCAGGCACCAUGUCCCGCGCCAUGUCAUCCAAAAGCAUUCAGAGUGUUGGCCGGGGCAUGGACAUCUUCACUGGGCAGGUGGAUAUGGGAGCCAGCAUGGGGAAUCUCAGCGGGAUCGCCUCCUUGGACAUGCUCACAGCGGUGCAACACCUGAGGGAUUCUGACCAAGAUUUACAGGUUCUGGGCGCCGCCUACAUUCAACAUGAGUGUUACAACGACAGCGAAGCCAAACAUGAGGUGCGUCGUUUGAAGGGCAUCAGCGAGCUGGUGAGACUCUUCAACAGUGAGAACCAGGAAGUGCAGCGCUACGCCACUGGGGCCACACGCAACAUCAUCUACGAGAAUAUGGACAAUAAAGUAGCGCUGAUCGAAGAGGGCGGCAUCCCGCAGCUGGUCGAGGCGCUCAAGGAAAACGACGACGAGCUCCACAAAAACAUCACAGGUAUCCUGUGGAAUCUUUCAUCCAAAGACAACCUGAAGGAGAAACUGGCCCGGGAGACCCUUCCUGAUUUGACCGAGAAGGUCCUCAUCCCUCUGUCUGGUGGCGGAGACUACGACGACAUCUUUCAGUCCCCCUCCGAGGCCGACAUUUACUACAACACCACGGGAUGCCUCAGGAAUCUGAGCUCUGUGAACGAGAAGACUCGUCAGCAGAUGAGAGAGACCAACGGACUGGUGGACUCUUUGGUCCACUACAUCCAGUCGUCCCUCAAUGCGAACAAGGCAGAAGACAAGGGGGUGGAAAACGCAGUGUGUGUCUUGCGGAACCUCUCCUACCAGCUCUACAAUGAGAUGCCUCCAUCUGCCAUGAUGCGCCUGGAAGGACCAACCAGAGCUCAGGACUCAGGGAACGGCGAGGCCAUUGGUUGCUUUACACCUCAGAGCAGGAAAGCUAAAAACGUCAAGAACCAGGAUCUCUCCACUUUCACUGAGGUGGCACGGGUGCCAAAGGGUAUGGAGUGGCUGUGGCACCCUCAGAUAGUUGGGGUGUACAACCGCGUGCUGCAUCAGUGCGAGAUCAACUCCACCACCCGCGAGGCAGCCGCCGGAGCUCUGCAGAACAUCACAGCCGGAGACAUGAGGUGGGCAUCAGUACUGAGCCGGGUGGCUCUGGAGCAGGAGCGCAUGCUGCCAAUGCUGCUGGACCUGCUACGUACCAACAAAGACGUGGAGCUGCGUUCCAUCACAGGCCUCCUCCGAAAUCUGUCCCGUCAUGCCAAGGACAAGGGCAACAUGGCGACGAAGGUUGUAAACAACCUGGUGACCAAGCUGCCGGAAGAUGGGCACCAGAAGGAGCCGUCCAGCGAUGUAGUGGUGAACAUCUGUGGUAUUCUCAACAACCUGGUGACGGGCAGCUCUUUAGCGGCCAGAGACAUCACCUUCUUCGGCGGUCUGCCCAAACUGGUCAACAUCAAGGCCUCGAGUGGCACCAGCUCUGGGAAGAUGAAAGCAGCCAAAGCAGCAGCCACAGUUCUCUGCAACAUGUACCAGUACAAGAAACUGCACAGACAGUACAAAGCGAAAGGGUUCUCACGACUGGAUUUUUCUGAUAUGCUUUAAAACAAGUAAGACAGGUGAUGUGGUACACAUCCACUUCUUAAACACCCAUCAGUCCUGCACUCUACCAGCACCCUAUGGGAGAGCAGUAAAUAAACUCUUAAUUCAUUCCAAAGAUAACAGAAGAACAUGAACACAUCGGUGAUAGAGGAUCUACCUGCUGAAAGAAAAGAGUUUUGUGUGUGUUUUAAAAGUCAAUGGACUUUUGUAAGAAAUCCAGCUACGACGGAUUCAUCUGUGGAC
Paralichthys olivaceus (Japanese flounder) is the source of this 2876-nucleotide messenger RNA. RefSeq names its product plakophilin-3. Gene Ontology annotation, molecular function: cadherin binding. The record is from RefSeq and is a predicted model, not a curated record. Gene Ontology annotation, cellular component: nucleus; cytoplasm; plasma membrane. Lineage: Eukaryota; Metazoa; Chordata; Actinopteri; Pleuronectiformes; Paralichthyidae. Gene Ontology annotation, biological process: cell-cell junction assembly; cell-cell adhesion.